This is a messenger RNA of Rotaria sp. Silwood1, 666 nucleotides long. Lineage: Eukaryota; Metazoa; Rotifera; Eurotatoria; Philodinida; Philodinidae. The record is from the annotation of a GenBank genome assembly.
AUGAUCAAUGGAGCUACUCGAACAUCAUCAUCAUUCGCAACAACUACAACUACCUCUAGUCAAACUUCUCGCCAUCCAAUAACACCACCAAAGAAUGCCUCAACGACAGCAAGUCCUUAUUUUCCAAUAACAGUGCUAUAUGAAGAUAAAUCAGGCAAAUCAACACCAUAUAAACUUGUUUUAAAACCAAGUACAACAAUUGGCGAAAUGAAAAAAGAAAUUGAACAUGCAACUCGUUUACUAACUCGACAACAAAAUUGGACUGGUUUUUUCGGUGCAAAAGAUUCAGUAAUAUUCCGGAAUUAUACAAAAAAAAAGAAGUUAUAUCUAAUUCAAUUUUCUUCAUCGGAUCAAUUACGUCAAACAUCCAUUAAUCGUAAAGCUCAUCUUAUUGUACGUAAAAUUGAAUUAUCAUCAAAUCAAAAAAUAUCAUCGAACAAAUCCGAUGUAAAACAUUCAACAUUGAUUAAACAAGGAAGUGAAGACGAACCGAUGGAUGUUGAUCAUGUAAUUGAUUUAGAACAAGAUGAAGAUGAUAUUCAUUCUCUACCGCGACUUUCAAAUACAACAACUAUUACGAAUGUUACAUCAAAUCGAGAAUUACUCAUUCUUGAUCGUUGUACAGAUGAUAUAAUGGGUCUUGAACAUUUUUCGCGUGGAAAAUGA